AUGCUCGUGGAUGAUGUGGGCGAUGUGACAAUCACCAACGAUGGGGCUACGAUCCUCAAACUGUUGGAUGUUGAGCAUCCAGCAGGCAAGAUUUUAGUGCAGCUUGCACAGCUACAAGACGAGGAGGUUGGUGACGGGACUACCUCGGUGGUUAUUCUUGCGGCUGCACUACUCAAGGGUGCUGAUGAGCUAAUUUCUCGUUUCGUACACCCUACAACCAUUAUCAAUGGCUACAGACUGGCUUGCCGUGAAGCUUGUAAAUACAUCCAGGAACAUUUAAAAAUGGAUGUGACGAAGCUUGGCAAGCAGGGUUUAGUGAGUGCGGCGCGUACGGCCAUGUCUAGCAAGCUUAUUAAUCUGUAA
Messenger RNA from Opisthorchis viverrini, 363 nucleotides. RefSeq lists its product as hypothetical. Lineage: Eukaryota; Metazoa; Platyhelminthes; Trematoda; Opisthorchiida; Opisthorchiidae. Gene Ontology annotation, biological process: protein folding. The transcript has a single exon. Bases 1 to 363 code for a protein of 120 amino acids. The record is from RefSeq and is a predicted model, not a curated record. Gene Ontology annotation, cellular component: chaperonin-containing T-complex. Gene Ontology annotation, molecular function: ATP binding; ATP-dependent protein folding chaperone; ATP hydrolysis activity.